This is a messenger RNA of Rhagoletis zephyria (snowberry fruit fly), 1543 nucleotides long. RefSeq names its product tetratricopeptide repeat protein 25. The record is from RefSeq and is a predicted model, not a curated record. Lineage: Eukaryota; Metazoa; Arthropoda; Insecta; Diptera; Tephritidae. Gene Ontology annotation, cellular component: cytoplasm. Gene Ontology annotation, molecular function: protein binding.
UACAACUUUUUAUCUGAAAUAAUUCAAUUUAAAGACUACAUCCCUAAUGUAUCCCAAAAUGUACUUCUAACGCCAAUGCCGAGUUGCCUCUUCAUACAUCAUAUACAUAUAUGUACACAUGUACACAGUAGCCAAAAAAGGCCGAAGAUAAAAAUCAAAGUUUUAAGCGAAAACUCCUGAAUUAUUCUAACUAAAAGUCGAAUUGUUUUUUUUUUAAGUAGAAUUCAUCUUAAGCAAUGACGAAUGUUUUGAAAAAUAUUUUAGCUAUAGAUAAGGAGCAAGAAUUACUGCAGAGUUUUAUACGAAUUGGAGUGACUGCAGAUGAAGAAUCUUUAGAGGAAUCUCCUCGCAAAACUAGUAGAGCUCGAGCUUCUCAAUCGAGUAAAAAGAGCAACGGUGGUUCAUCUAAGGCUUUUACAGAUGCUCGAAAUUUGGUUAGCGGUCGCAAGACGGUUAAAUUCGCCGAUGAAGCGGAGAAGAGUGGUAUAGUCGGAGCUUCCGGUCGAGGGAAUCGUAUAGAGGCGGAAUUGCGUGCAGCGCGGAGAAAGGUCGAGGAUCAAUUCUUAAAAAAGAAACCCAAAGAAAAUUUUGUCGAUUUUUAUACUGAUAAAGACAGAGCAGCAGCUGUAAGCGCCGGCACCUACGAUAUCAAACAAAGUCUGCAGAUAAAGCAAAAGCAAGACCGCAAUGAAAUCAUGCAAAUCCCAGAUGAGGCAGACAUUAAUUCCAUAAUAGCAUUGGGAUUGAAGGAAAUUAAAAACGCAAAUCCAGAAAAUGCAGUUCAUUUCUUUUCACAGGCACUUGAACUCAAUAGCACUGACAUAAAUGCGCUGGUUUCCCGUAGUAAAUGUUACCUCCUGCUCGGGGAGCCUUCCAAAGCCUUACAAGAUGCGGAAACUGCACUCGCCGAGGAUAAAAACAAUAUUCGCGCAAUAUAUCAGAAAGCAGAAGCAUUAUACUUCCUCGGCCAAUUCGAACAGAGCCUAAUGUUCUUCCAUCAAGGCUUGCGCACUCGCCCUGAAUUGGCAUCAUUCCGCUUGGGAGUUCAAAAAACUCAAGAAGCUAUUGAAAACACCAUAGGUAAAAGCUCAGCACGGAACAUAUCUGCGCCGGUUAAGAAAAAUAGUGAUUUUUUAGUCAAAAAAGAAUCGCUAAAACAUUGCCAGCAACCUGUUCGCUCGAAAUUAUCAGAUACGGAAAUGGAACGACGAAAUGCGCGCAAGUUGCUAGGUGAAUUGUGCGUUGACAAAGAGUACUUAGAAAAUCUGCUAAAGCACCCGGAUUUAGUGCGCGCCGAUACGAAUACGGAGAGCAUAUCCACUUACGCGAAGGAUGCUGUAGACUUUCUAAAAAAACGACAAGAAUUUUGGCGCCAACAGCGUCCCUGUACUGCACUACCUAGUUACAAAAACGGCGCACAAGAUCCUUUACCAGCCUGGUUUUAAAUGCGUUUACCUAUUAAGGUGAAAGAGCUCAACUGUUUCGACUGCUGAGUGGAAGAUCGACCUAUCUCGGCAGCCAGUUCAAAAACGCCCUAUCUCAA